AUGGCGGCGAUCACGGCCUCGCCCAGCCGUGUCUGGGUGAAAGAAAGGCCGCGAGCCGUGGGAAGGAGCCGCACGUUGAAGCCUCCGGGCCCAACUGCCUUGGCCCUGUGGUCCAAGACCUCGCAAUGGGCCUGUAUUCUGGCCUGCUGCAGCAAGUCAGGCUACCAUUCCCGUCGCUGGCGCGCACGAAGUGCAGUGGCAACCGAUGACGGGAUGGGAAUCCAGGUGGCCACGCCUCCUGUCAUGGGUGGUCCAGUUGGAGAGGUGCCGUUCGAAGAACCCGACUUCCAGGAAACUGCGGGAGACGUGGAAUUUGUGAACAGCUACAAGGUGGGAGCAGCGGUGGUGAAAAUUUUCGUCACCAGACAGCGCCCAGCCUUGGUGGUGCCAUGGCAGACUCAGCAGGUGGAGUCCACCAGUGGCAGCGGAACCUUCAUCCGCCGGCGUGGCGGAGACCCCUUGGAGGAGGAUGUGAAUGGCCGCAAUCAUUUGGAGCCGCCGUAUCUCCACUUCAACGACGUGAAUCAGGCCAUUGAGAGUUUCGAUGCAGACCUCGUCCUCACAGCUGCUCACGUCGUGGCCGACGCGCGGGACAUCCGUGUGCAGCUGCUGGCGUGUCCUGGCGCCUCACCGGAGAAAUUCUUCGCACGUGUCGUCGCUGUUGCACAUGAUUGUGAUUUGGCCCUCCUGGAGGUCCGCGACCCGCGUUGCUUCGAAGGGGCCACACCCAUGGAGCUGCUGAAGCCGCAGGAGAUGCUGGAAAUGCAGUCCAGGGUGCAGGUGAUGGGAUUCCCCAUUGGAGGGGACUAUUUGAGCAUCACAGAGGGUGUUCUUUCCCGCAUUGAGGCGGCACCGUUUGUGUGUGUGUGGGCACCAACUGGAACAUCAGGAGUUGACAUGGAACCCAUAGACACAGAAUUCCACGCAAUAUUCCACGCACACUGUACUUAUAAUAUACAAGUGCGGACAGCUUUGUUUCAAUAUCAGAGGCAUCAUCGUUUAUUUGGAGUUUCCUGCUUGCAACAUACCCAGACUAUCCUUGGGGCAAAGAAAUCUGCCUUUUUCGGGAAGAGCGGUAUCACGUUUCUGCUGCGCACAUGUUUUGUUGCACAUGUUCCCCUUCAGGGAUCUAGUGAGAUGAAGACUAUAGAGGCUCUGAACAAGCGGUUUUGGAGAUGGCAUCGAGUCGUUUUCACUGGCGAGAUCAACUCACUGAGAAAAAGAAGAAUGGCCGCACUUAAGCUUUCACCUCCACACGCAAAUCUGGCUGUUGUCGUGUGA
This is a messenger RNA of Durusdinium trenchii, 1281 nucleotides long. The record is from the annotation of a GenBank genome assembly. NCBI's taxonomy places the organism in Eukaryota, Dinophyceae, Suessiales, Symbiodiniaceae.